Molecule: messenger RNA, 5943 nt
Organism: Hyla sarda
Lineage: Eukaryota; Metazoa; Chordata; Amphibia; Anura; Hylidae
Gene: ZNF644
Product: zinc finger protein 644
Exons: 10
Coding region: 374-4468 (1364 amino acids)
Biological process (GO): regulation of transcription by RNA polymerase II
Cellular component (GO): nucleus
Molecular function (GO): DNA-binding transcription factor activity, RNA polymerase II-specific; RNA polymerase II cis-regulatory region sequence-specific DNA binding
Source: RefSeq, a predicted model, not a curated record
CAGACACCUUGCCCAGAGCAGACGGACCCCGCCCCCUCCCGCCAGGCACGCGCGCCCCCGCCGCCGUAGCCACUCCCCCUCCUCGAGCGCGCCCCAGCCGGUCACAGUGGGUGGGGUCAGCGCGGGUCACGUGGGGGGGGACGUCUGUCUCCCACGUCUAGUCCUCAGGUUCAAACUGAAGAAGAAAAAAAAAAAAUAAUAAACUAAAAAGUGUCCGGUCGGAUCCCGGGGCCCCGGUGUGAGGCGGCGACGAGCAGGUUCUGACAGAAGCGUCUGGAUUUGGUUGACUUCAGAAGGAAACCAUUUACCCAUUUAAAUCCCAUGCCUGCAACAUCAGCCAAAACAGAAAUUGUUUAAUGGGAAGAAUAACAAUAUGGAGGAGUCCCAGAUAAGUGCUGAAAGUACUGAAACAAAUGAACGCCUCAAAGAGGAUGCCAAUUGUAACACCGUGGAAAAUCUAGCAUUAAAGAAAAUACAAGAAAGUCAGAAAAUUAGUUCAUUGACUGUGCCUGAAGAACUAUCGAGAGACACGUCUGAAAAAGCCUUAAGCAAAGUCCAGGGUUCUUUCUUAACACAUGAUGGUGCUGCCGCUGUCUCCAGUGAAAAUCUCAUCUUGCCUAAAGGAGCUAGUAAUGGACCAGUUUCCCACUCUUCAAGUAAGACUUCCAACCUGAAUACAGACAGUAUUUCUUUAACCACAGACCAACCUGUGGGACAGCAAACAAGUUUGUGUUCAACAUUGAAGGUGAUUUAUGAUCUUCAGCAACCUGCAAAGAACACUUUACCGAUGUCAAGUCAGCAAGUUUUAUUCUUGCUACCUGAUGUAGCACAUGCCAAGAAAGAAACUCCUCAUUCCAUACAUAAACCUCCUACCUCCUCUUCUGUUGGGUGUGAAACAUCCAACGGCAACAGUUUCAACUUGGAUAGCACUUUAGAAGGGCCCAUAGAUGAUGCAUUCAACGACAGGAAAAUGUUACCUGAGAAUGAGGGAUAUGGUCAGACCCAAGGUGGUACUGCUGAAGAUGGCGACUCUGUAGCAGGAAAAGAAGCUAACGUGAGUACCAAGAGAGACACGGUAAAUAGUGACAAAGUGGAAGAGCCUGAAAAGAAUUGUGUUGUAAAGGUAGAGAAAAAGCGCAAACGAAAAAUGGAUGGCAGCAAGAUCACCCGCUGCUAUUCAGAAGAUGCUUAUAAUGAUGUAAAUUAUAUUCCCAAGAAAUCAAAGCUAUUACGUUUGGAUAUGAUGGAACAGAGCGACGAAGAGCAAGUGAUGGCUCCACACAAGUAUGAGAUGAUGAAGAUCAAGUCUGAAUCUUCUAUAGAUGAGUCGGAAGAACAUCUUCCAAAAGAAGCUAUCGAAGCGAUCAAUCAUUAUAUGUAUAGUCCCGUGUGCGACUAUUCCGACGAAACAUCACCCGUUCACGUUGACUCGUUGUUCUCUGUUGACGUGCAAAGCUGUGAUUCUCCAUCACCACCAACGUGCACUAGUGACCAAGAGCCAUCAUUUUAUCCCUGCACCAAGUGCAAUGUGAAUUUUAGAGAGAAGAAACACCUUCACAGGCAUAUGAUGUAUCACUUGGAUGGUAACAAUCACUUUCGCCACCUUAACGUUCCCAGACCAUAUGCUUGUAGGGAGUGUGGGCGAACGUUUAGAGACCGUAACUCUCUUCUCAAACAUAUGAUUAUUCACCAGGAACGUCGGCAGAAACUGAUGGAGGAGAUCCGUGAAUUGAAAGAGCUCCAAGACGAAGGUAGAAGCGCGCGGUUACAAUGUCCACAGUGCGUGUUCGGAACCAACUGUCCAAAGACUUUUGUUCAACAUGCCAAAACCCAUGAGAAGGACAAAAGAUACUACUGUUGUGAAGAAUGCAACUUUAUGGCCGUUACUGAGAACGAACUGGAGUGUCAUAGAGGUAUUGCUCAUGGGGCAGUGGUAAAAUGCUCUGUUCUGAAUGCAGAUCUCCCGCAGCGGAAAUAUCAGAAGAAAACUGCGAAAAACUCCUGUUUCCUUUCGUCCAAAAAACCCACAACGUACAUUUGUAAGAUGUGUCCAUUUACCACAUACGCCCGGAAUAUCUUAAAAAAACACAUCGACUACGCACAUUCGUCACCCUCUAUGGACCAGUUUAAUGGUCCUGUCAUUGUUAAACAAGAACGUUUCUCAGAUAGUGAGAUUGUAGAUAGUGACACUGAAGCUAAAGAGUUUGCUAAACAGCCCCAUUCUUUUCCAAAGAAUUCUGUCUUAAAGCAGGAUAUGAAAAGACCAUAUGGCUCUCUUGGUCAGAGCAACACUUUUACCAGGCUGUACAGAAAACACAAAAUACAAAAAGCUAGAAAAAGCGCUGCCCAGUCUAUCGACUGUGGUCCAGCCAUGUCUCCAAAUACAUCCCUUCUUUUCAGUAGCAAUGACCAAAAAUAUAGGUAUUUUCAGAUGAAACCGAAACAAACAAAGAUGAACAAUGCUUACAGAUAUAGUCCAAAAUGGGACGGCUACAAAACCCUAAAGAAAGCAAAUGUUGUCUACCCACUGAACUUAAAAAAGGAAGAAGAUGAUUCAACCGACUCCUUACACCUGGGCCCCAAAUCUUCCAGAUUUCAAGAAGAAUGCCUAAUCAUGGAUCCUCACAACCGUCAUCCAGGCAGGCUUGUUGGCUUCAAAGAUCGGGUAGCGGUCAAAAGGGUGCGCAAAUCUGAUCUUGAAAGGCAAGUGACUGAAGAAGACAUGGACAAUUACCCAGACUUUCUCCAGAAAGUGACUUACGUUGUACUCAAGAAACUUGAUCCGUCUGAAAAAAAGGACGAUUAUGAAUCAUGGGAGAAUAGCGAGCUGUGCGAUUACAGCACCGAGUCGCAGGAUGAUACCUACAGCAGUCCACCAAAAAAGGCCGUUUACCCAAUGUUCAAGGAUAAAUCUAAAGAUCACCAACUUGGCGAAGAGAAUUUGCAUUUUAACAACGACAACGGCUAUUAUUUUGAGUAUUAUGAAGAUAUCGACGAGGAGGAUUAUUUACACGACAUGUCUGGUGCUGAUACGGAAAAUGCCGACUCUGCAUUGCCAAGAAAUAGUUCUAUAUUUCACUGGAGCGACUUGACUCUUGAGAAGAAGUCCUGUCCAUACUGUCCUGCAACAUUUGAAACCGGGGUCGGAUUAUCGAAUCACGUUCGCGGACAUUUACAUAGAGCCGGGUUAACUUAUGAAGCUCGGCACGUGGUGUCUGCAGAACAGAUAGCGUCAAGUGAUAAAAUGCAGCACUUCAAGAGAACUGGAACACCAACAAAGCGUGUAAGAAAAGGUAGAAGAGAAAGAGCUACAGACGUUACCGCGCUGUGGACUGGGCUCAAUGGGCCACAACAGAAAUUGAAAAGAAAAAGAAAAGAUGACAAAAAACAGGUCCCUGACAAGGCUCCAGCCGCCACCGCCCUGCGAGAAAGAUUUGUAGAGAAAUCGGAGAGUCCUUCGGAGCACACUUGCGCCCUCUGUGGAGGUUGGUUUGAUACAAAAAUCGGUUUGUCAAAUCACGUCCGAGGUCACCUGAAAAGACUUGGCAAAAACAAAUGGGACGCGCACAAAUCGCCUAUCUGUGUCCUGAACGAAAUGCUGCAAAAUGAAGAGAAGUACGAGCAACUUCUGAAAGUUCUUAACAAUAGGCGCACUGUCCACAGGCCUUACUCCUCUCACAAAACUUCCAUUAAUGACUCAAAGUCCAAUGCUGUACACCAUGAAGCACACCGCAAUGGCCUAAAAACUGAUACUGUAUGUGGGCAGAUGGAGGAAGGUGUCCUCCUGGGUGAGUGCGAGGAGACAGGCGCACACGGCGAGAAGGAUAAACCGCUCUCCUUAAUCGAACUACUUAAAUUGAAAAAAUCAGGUGACGAAAAGAACAUGGAAUAUUCUCAAAAGGUCAAUCAAACGGCAAGAAAGAGGUUCAUCCAGAAAUGCCUUCAUCCGCUCAAUGAAGACUGUUCCCUCAUGUGCAAUUCCCAUAGAGGCAUGGACUUCGCUUUACAGUCAGGUAUGUCUGCGAAACACAGGACUUGCGUGAAUUGCAAUACAACAUUUUCAAGUGCUGUUAGCCUAUCUAACCAUAUGAGGGCGUAUUCACGGAAGAAGAGUGCUGGGCUUUUGUCUGGAACAGACAAAGCAAAAAGUGGAUUCAGCAGGAAUGGAAAGUUAUUAGAUUGCAAGCAAAAGAAGUCCCGAUCGAGAUCUGGGAGCAAGAAGAAAGUAUUGCCAUUGCCACACAGCACCGAGGAAGUUUAUGUCUUGAGAUGCAGGUUCUGUGGGCUCGUCUUUCGAGGGCCUUUGUCUGUCCAAGAAGAUUGGAUAAAGCACUUGCAGCGUCACAUCGUCAAUGCAAAUCUUCCACGGACAGGAGCGGGCAUGGUUGAAGUAGAGCCUUUAUUAAAGAAGACCCCCUCAAUCUCUGAGACCACCUUCUCCUUAAUAAUGACCGAGGCGGCUUCAUAAGAGCGGAAGCCAUACGAAACAAACAUGGGUUAUAUUUGGAUGUACAUUGGACUAUUUUUCUCUUGUGUUUUUAAAGAAAAUUUUUCCUUUUUUUUUUUUUCCUCUUCUUUUCUCCUUUUUAAAGACCACGUUGCUUAUACCUGUUUAUAGUACAAAGGACAAAACAAAUACUGAUGUGCCGUAACGUUAGGGCGAACUCCUGCAGAUGUCACCAUCUUUACACUUCGCUUCAUAUACGAAGCCCGACAUAAUCCUCGCGUAUAUGCCUUUUAUUUCCCCCACUCGUUAGAUGUGAUUGGAAAAAAAAAACACAACUCCAUCAUCCAUACCAGAAAUAUAUUUAUACGGUGCAUUUUCUACAAGAUCCAAGGACAAUUUCCUGAAAUCGUUGUUGCUUAAUUUUUAGGGCAUUAAGUAUUACCAUAAGCUGCGGAGUUCUGAGACUGUUCCAUUGGACGUAGGGCAAUCGGUAAUGUUUCUGUACAGACAACGUAUGUGUUUUUUGUUUCGUUUUUAAUACACAAUGCUUUUGUACUUAAAAAAAGAAAAAAAAAUGGAGGGCGGAUUGUUUAACCGAUAUUUCUGAAAAAGUGUAAAUAGGACUGGAAAUUAUUUGUUGUAAGGAAAAAAAAAAAAACUCUUUAUUUCAGUUGCGUUUCUCACUAACUUGGUGCAUCCAUGCUACCUCCUACUUUGUCAACAAAGAUGUAUUUACCCGGCGACAUUUCUUUUUAACGUAGGAUUUCAGUAUAUUACGUUGUUUUUUUUUGUUUUUUUUUUUUUUUUAACUAGUGAUAAGUCACAUGAUCAUUUCUCUUUUUAAUGUUCUCUUAAAGUCAAUUUUCUCCUCCCUAGUAUUUUAUUAAACCUAUUUCUGUACACGUAGCUUUCUCACCACACUGUUGUUAAUUUUUUUUUUUUUCUUUUUUCCGUUUUCAGUUUCGCUCCACACUUGAGCAUUUUUAGCAGACGUUUUUAAUAUUUCAACAUAUGAGAAUGUUUACAAUUUGAAAUUUUAGAAUUCGUUUUGGAUGUGAUUGUGUAGGAAACUGUGUAACACUAUGCUCGUGCUAAGGGCCUACUUACAGAAAUAUUGAAAUAAAUGUGUUGUGAGGAUGGAAUUUUGUCAUUCAAAUGCCUUCGUAUGUAAGGAAACUAGGUCACCCCGGAGAAGGUACGUUCAGCAUCUGUUCUGUAAAUAGUUAUUUAUCUUACUUUAAUAUUGUACCUCGAUGACCUGAAGUGUUAUACUGUUCUGCCAAUUGCUUCCAUUUUCACCUUAUGUUCUAAGCAUCAGCUGCUUGUAUCACCUAGAAGCAUUAUGGACACCUGCAGACAUUGCCAGCUAUUUUAUAUUUUAUAAAAAAUUGUAAUGUUAUAAUUUUAUUUAAUAAAACAUAUUUUGGAAUGGAAGGGAACCUAUUACUUUCAUGCUACCUCGAGUCAUUCGGCACGGUCCCUAGUGGCUCCCCCCC